AAAUCAUAUUUCGUUUUGAUUUUAGCUCAAAAUUAAUUAGGUAAUUAGUUAUUACGUCAAUUUUAUAAUAAUAAGAAAAAAACAAUGUGAAAUCAAGCUAUCGAAGUACAGAGAUCACUGUAGAUAACACGUAUUCACAGCAGAAAUGGAGAGCAUUACGAACUUCUCAGUUUCACUAAUCAAAGGAUUUAUAGAUAGUUUGCGUGGUGUGACAGUGUUGUUAUAUUUAGAUAAAGAAAUUAAUGAAAGAGCCCUAAGUCGUUCUCCUCAACUGGAAUAUGAUGGUGCCAAACAUAAAUUAAAGCAGCCUAAAAUAAAACAAGAGUCAAAAGUACUUACAAGAGUUUUACAGUCUUGUAUAUUAAAUGGGUUUAUAUUUUUACUAAGUAUACUUGUGUUUGAAUAUGCGUUACUACCAGGAGUUAAGUACUUAGUAAUAGCUAUAUUUGGACAUAAUCCAGGAGUAGCAUACAGUGUAUGGUCAUGGAUACAACCAUUCUUAUCUAUGACAUUCAGGAUGAUAUGGGUGUUGCCAUUGUUCCUUUUAAGCAAACUGGUUAAUAGCCUGUGGUUUCAAGAUAUAGCAGACUCAGCAUAUAGACACAGACGAGGCAGGCCUCAAUUCAUGUCUAGUGUCAGUAAAAUCAUUGCUGACUCAUUGUUUAGUUUAUUGGUGCAAGCCUUAUUCUUAGUACAGAGUAUGCUAGUCAGUAUGUUACCUAUAACAUAUGUUGGGGAACUAUUAUGCCUCAUUCACAUGUGUCUACUCUACUCACUCUAUUCCUUUGAGUACAAAUGGUUCAACAUGGGCUGGGAAUUACACAAACGUCUGACAUUUAUUGAAACAAAUUGGCCGUACUUUCUUGGGUUUGGUCUGCCAUUGGCUGUAUUGACACAGAUUCCACAGUCAUAUAUUAUUAGUGGUUGUGUGUUUUCAAUAUUUUUCCCCGUUUUCAUUUUAAGUGGCAAUGAAGCGUCUCCAGUCACGGGAAGUGAAUAUCCCCUACGUUUGUUCUCUCCCGUAGUUGCAAUCUCAAAUGGAAUGUUCCGUUUCGUCCAACACAGCGCUGACGUCAUGGACAAAACGAGAUGAUAGAUAUUGCUGUCCAAAUGCUUUAUAGGGCUUAUUUUUAUAUGCAAGCCUGGCACACACACCCAUGAGUACACGAGUUUUCGAAACUGACUUAUAUAAGUAUUUAUUCUCGUACCGUAAAAUCGAAUUACGAAAGUAAAACGAUCAUAAUAUAACGAUGUUUUUAAUACAGGAAACAAUGUUAUAAUAAUCAAGUCAAAGUUUAAUUUGAAUGCAAUUAGGAAACAAUGUAUGUACCAAGGUGUUUAUUUAUGCUUAUCAGUGACUAAUUAUACAAUAUCUAAACAAUUAAAUUAUAAAAAUAAAACACGAUCAACAAUUAUAUAUAAUAUUAAAAUAUAAUCAAUUGUAAUAUGCAUUGAUCAACUUAAUAUAUUCAAUAUAAAAAAGGAACAAGAAAGUCAUUAUAUAUAAAAAAGAAUACCAGAGUUUUUUAUAUUAUUUUUUUAAGCAUUUUCAGUUACAUUAAUAUAUCUAUUUCCGGGUAAUUUGUGUUAUAAUCUGGAGCUAUUAUUAUUAUUAUCGUAGUAUAUAUCGUAUUUACUACCUAUUCGAAAGUCUACGGCCUUGACUUUGAGCGGACAAGAAUCAGAAACAUGACUACGGAAGACAAGGAUUUCCUAUUGCCUAGAAUUAUUUCAUCUUUUUCGAAAUUCGAUGAAUACGAUACAAGAUAUAUGUGUGUUGUAAUCUAUGAUUGUGUAUUGUUGUUGAUUUCCUGCUCCGUGAAGAAAAUUUUUCGUCAUUUUAUUAUACUUUUCAAGCUAUGUUAUUAUGGGAACUGUAUUUUUGUAUGCCGUUUGCAUAUUACGCACAACGUUGAUCGUUAAAAUCGAUCGAUAAAAAUAGGCCCUAUAAAAGAUGUUCUCGAAAAAAUUAUAUGAAUAUUUGUAGUUUACAUUUCGUUUAGAAAUAUGAUAUUGUUUUCAUUGACGGGUGCAACUUAAGACUUUUUAUUAAAAUUUUGUAUAUAUUGAUAUUAUAAUUUAUUGUAUGUACCUAAGGGCUAGAAAAUUAAGAAAUUGUGAUUAACGUCAAUUUUUAUUUUU
Messenger RNA from Pieris brassicae (large cabbage white), 2142 nucleotides. It is a transcript of the gene tank, whose product is annotated as etoposide-induced protein 2.4 homolog. The coding region runs from base 146 to 1093 and encodes 315 amino acids. The record is from RefSeq and is a predicted model, not a curated record. Gene Ontology annotation, cellular component: endoplasmic reticulum. The transcript has 7 exons. Gene Ontology annotation, biological process: macroautophagy. NCBI's taxonomy places the organism in Eukaryota, Metazoa, Arthropoda, Insecta, Lepidoptera, Pieridae.